Messenger RNA from Cynara cardunculus var. scolymus (artichoke), 1803 nucleotides. RefSeq names its product dolichyl-diphosphooligosaccharide--protein glycosyltransferase subunit 1B. The record is from RefSeq and is a predicted model, not a curated record. Lineage: Eukaryota; Viridiplantae; Streptophyta; Magnoliopsida; Asterales; Asteraceae. Gene Ontology annotation, cellular component: membrane; oligosaccharyltransferase complex. The transcript is spliced from 8 exons. The coding region runs from base 43 to 1464 and encodes 473 amino acids.
GGUCAAUUCUGCUGUCACUGAGAGAGAAAAACGAAGGUAAACAUGGAGGUUUUUGAAGCCAGAUCUCGUUCAACCCUAAUUUUAUCACUCCUCGUCUUUUUCUCCCUAAGUUUCCGAUCGUCUUCUUCGCUAUCAUCAUCAUCAUCGGAGCUUCAGAUCCUUAGCGCCGAACGCAGAAUUGAUUUAGCUUCACACAUUAUUAGGGUCGUCUUGAGUUUGAAGGUACAAAAUGAUGGGGAAUUCCCUGCUUCAAAUGUUCUUCUUGCAUUUCCACCGCCACAAGCCAAGCAUCUAUCACUUAUCCAGGCUGCUGAACUUACUGGAAAAAAGAAGAAGAAAUCUCUACAGCCACUCGAUGUGAAGCCAAGUGAUCAUGCUGAUGGGCCAAAUGGAGCCAAAUUUUUCUCUAUUUCUUUGAGGAAUCCAUUGAGCACUGGUGGAUCUGUCUCAAUAGAAGUAUCAUAUAUACUGACCCAAUCCCUGGAACCUUUUCCUGUAGAGAUAAGUCAGUCAGAACCCCAAUUAGUCUUAUACCGUGAUGGUGCUUUAAUAUUGUCCCCAUAUACAAUUAAACAGCAGACAACAGUUAUUAGGACACCGACUACCAAAGUAGAAUCAUUUACAAGAGUGGAACCAACCACCCAAAUGCGUACUGAACUGAAGUAUGGGCCUUAUCAGGACCAGCCUCCUUUUUCAUAUGCUCCCAUACUUGUUCAUUUUGAGAAUAACAAUCCAUUUGCUGUCGUUGAGGAACUUGUACGAGAAAUUGAAAUUUCUCACUGGGGCUACCUUCAAAUUACAGAGCAUUACAAGUUGGUGCAUAAUGGAGCCAGACACAAAGGUGGAUUCUCAAGGGUUGAAUAUCAAUCCAGACCAUCUAUCAGUGGCGUUUCUUCAUUCAAGCAUCUUCUUGCAAAAUUACCCCCUAGGGUUCACUCUGUCUACUACCGUGAUAACAUAGGCAAUAUUUCAACAUCACAUUUACGGACAAGUUACAGUAAGUCUGAACUGGAAAUAGAGCCACGAUAUCCUUUAUUGGGAGGUUGGAAAGCAACUUUUGUCAUUGGAUAUGUGUUGCCACUUCAAGACUUCCUUUUUGAGUCAGAUGAUGGUAAGCGCUAUCUGAACUUCAGUUUUGGAUGUCCUAUUGCUGAAACGGUGGUAAACAAAAUAACAAACAAGGUUGUGCUGCCUGAGGGAUCAAAGAACCCAUUUGCCGUGGUCCCUUUUUCUGUGGAACGCCAUGCAGAGACAAGCUAUUCCUACCUUGAUAUUGUCGGAAGACCGGUGGUGGUUUUGGAGAAGGAAAAUGUAGUUCCUGAGCACAACUCACAUUUCCAGGUUUACUAUGACUUCCACCUGAUGUUCAUGCUUGCAGAGCCAUUGAUGCUGACAUCUGUAUUUUUCUUUUUGUUUGUUGCGGCCGUGGCCUACCUUCACAUGGACAUUUCGAUAAGAAAAUGAAGAACAUUGCAGGCCGGUGCAGACAGAUUAGUUUCAGGUACAACGCUUCGUUAAACCAAUCUCAAUAUGAACAUGGCCGGAUAAAUUAGAGUAUAUGUAAAAUUGACCCAUACGCUUGAGGGAACCAUCACCGUGAAUGUGUUAUAUGAGAUUGUAAAGUUUCCUUAAACUAGGUGAGGAAUGGGGACAUUUAGACCAGUCUCUGAUCAAAGAAUACAUUUUUUUAACUGCUUUGAUUAUGGAAGUGAUCUGCUUCUUUACUGUCUAUUUGUCUGCUGGUUUUCACCUUUAAGACCUGGACUGGAUGCAUAAUCAUUUUGAAAUGGGGAUGUUUGUUUU